GGCAGUGCCCGCGACGUAUACACACACCUCUACGUACUCUACGCGCCGGUGAAACAAUGGUAGCGAGUGCGUCGUGAAAGAUCCGCCGAACGGGAUCCGCGAGAAAACAUACCGAAGGAAAUAUCAUAAGCGCGAAAAGUUCCUUUCGAUCUUUACGAUCGUAGCAAGUGGUGGAUUCUUUCGGUGUGUGGCGGGGUGCAGCCCUUGGCCGCGAACGGGCGUAACAGUGAUCCUGUGGCAGGAGAGAUCUGCCGUUUCGGCACACAACAUCCGCCCGUAGUCUCCACAAACUUAAACGUAAACGUCGACUGAUCGACGCAGAUAUUAUCGUGAUUUGACGACGGUGUUUCCUCUGUGUUUUAUGCGUGCGUCUGCGUGCGUGUGCGCGCAUAUAUGCCGGGCGGUGCGCGAAACGUAACGCACAGACAGGGUGGACCGUAGACAAGCGACGACACGAUGUUCCCAUGGUCGCGAAAAGUGCGAGAAAAGUGAUUUGGCGACGUUAUAAAUGCGCAUAUCUCGAUACGACGCAUUUACGAGCACCUAGUCACAUACGCACACGCGUUACGUAUUCCAGGAUAAUGAUGCUGUUUUCGGGAGGGAAUCGUCGAAGGCUUCCUUGAACGUGCAUUAUCCUAUCUCGAAUCUGGAACGACGAGACGCAAGCCGAUCCGAGACUGAAGAGUCCUGCGGGCGAGAAAGAGAGAGAAAGAGCGAACCGGCAUUCUUUUCGUUUCGUUGCAUUUCAUUUCCCUGACGGUUGACGGACAGACAGCCAGCCAGACAGCAAGCUAAGCAACUCGCCCGCGAUAAACACUUCGAUAGAGUGAUAUGUUAACCGAGGACAAUGAUCCGACAAAACCAGCAGGGGUUUUAGACAAUGCUGGCAACGUGUCUUCCUCGACAGAAGCCUCGGUACAGCAUCCUCGCGCUGCAAAUAAUGAGACCGAAGUUAAAAACGAGGUGCAGGACUGUCCCGAAAACGAUAGCGUUCCCAGCGGUGAACUUUACAUCGAUGAGAAUGCCGAGGAGAAGGAGCAGGAGUAUCCGGAUUCGAUGGAAAAGGCGGAUUAUGGAUCCCUAUAUGAUGCCAAUCAAUAUUACAACAGUCUAUACAAUCCGCCGCCUUACGGAUCGACGACAGUUUCGAAAAAUGCGAGCUUGCAGAGCACGUACCUAAACUCUUACACAUCGUCGAGCUCGAUGACGCAGUACACACCUUAUGCCGGUUACAACAGCGGGACGACAACAUUCCCGAACGUCGCGCAAAAUAUAUCAUCGGCUACUCAGAAAUUAGACUAUAGCGCUUACAGCAGUAGUUUGUACGGAAACGACAGGGUACCGCUUCAGUAUUCCGGAUAUUAUCCUGUACCCGGUUACCACGCACCGCCGGCCUCUUUCAACAUCGGCAACAUCAACUUUGCUGAAGAUUCAACAAAGUCCGCGCUCACGGUGGACCCGACGACGCACGAUGCAAGCGAUUUAACCGCACGGGAAACGGCAAAUAUCGAAGUGGCGACGACGAAGCCGUGUAGGCGCGGAAGGAGACAGAGCGGAAGCGGAAACAGUAUCGGUUCCGCGGACACGACGGAAGCCGGCCCCGAGCGUAUAUUCAUUUGGGACCUGGACGAAACCAUAGUUGUGUUUCACUCUCUGCUGACCGGGCAAUUCGCCUCGAAGCACCGUAAGGAUCCGCUCCUCCUAUCCCAAGCGGCAUACAGAAUGGAGGAGAUGAUAUUCAAUUUGGCAGAUACGCACUUUUUCUUCAAUGAUGUCGAGGAUUGCGAUCAAGUGCACAUAGAUGACGUAUCGUCGGACGAUAACGGGCAGGAUUUGUCCUCCUAUAACUUCGCGACUGACGGCUUCCAGUGCGCGACCGCGAACAAUGGGAUAUGCCUGGCAUCCGGCGUACGAGGCGGCGUCGACUGGAUGAGGAAGCUUGCAUUUCGCUAUCGCAUAAUUAAAGAGAUCUAUUCCAAAUAUCGCAACAACGUGGGCGGUUUAUUAGGCACGGCCAAGCGCGAACAGUGGCUGCAGUUGCGUUCCGAGAUCGAGGUUCUGACCGAUAAAUGGUUGACGUCGGCCGUCGAGUGUCUCAACAUCAUCAAUAAGAGAGAUCACUGCAUCAACAUCCUGGUAACGACCACGCAGCUGGUGCCCGCGCUUUCCAAAGUCUUGCUAUUCGGCAUUGGCGGGAUAUUCCCCGUUGAAAAUAUAUAUUCGGCCUCUAAAAUCGGAAAGGAGAGCUGUUUCGGUAGAGUGGUCGCCCGAUUUGGACGUAGAUGUACGUACGUGGUGAUAGGUGACGAUUCAGACGAGGAGACGGCAGCGCGAGCGCAUAACUUUCCCUUCUGGAGAAUAAAUAGCCAUUCGGAUACUCAAGCCCUGUACAAUGCCUUAAAAAUGGGGUUCCUUUAAUCAAAAUAAAAAUACAUAUAUAUGAAGAGAGAAUACACAAGAUCAGGAAGCGGGGUUUCGGUUAUACGGAAGAUUACAUUGCGUCUAAGCAAGAAAAACCAGCGAUGAAAUCAUGUUUAACUGUAUUUCUUCUUCUCCCUCUUUCUUUAAAACAGUUUUUAUCAUUUCUAUAACUUAUCGUGUGUAAUAUAUACGUAAAAGGAAGCUAAACGCCUCCAUGUCAUGGCUAUAUUCGCCGAUAUCGAAAUAUUUCACAAGCUCGAUAGGACGUCGACACGUUCGCAAGUGAUAUAGAAUGAAAGUAAGAUUUUUAGUGAUAACGAGCAAAAAAAUUCAGAAAAAAGUUCGAAUACAUAAAAACUUAUGUACAAGAUUCUUGCAGACUUUUGGCUUUAGCGUCGGCUCUGUAGUCGCACAUGUACUGUAUAAACUAAAACGAAAUCUGCGAAAAGUAUACAUAUACCCUUCUUUUAUGUACUUAAUUACAUUACAUCUGAAUCCUUUUAUUUUUGCAAUGACGACGAAAUCAAACAAUUUUUACUAAUGUACGAUAAUAGAUUUUAUCAGAAACCAAUGAGUUUUCAUUACGACUUGUUCACUACCGAUAUUAUUUUUCAUGUGAAUUAAUAGUUUAGUUAUUGUUUGCUUAAUAAUUGUUACGAUACUUUUACGCGUAAGACUUUUACAAAGAGUUAAUUUAACGGUUCGAUACAUUUCCACUUUUAUCUUCAUGUACACAUAGUAACAAAUGUAUUCGUAUUCGUAUCACGUUCAUAAUUUUUACAUUCCUUUAGUCUGUAUGUAUGCAGAUAUAACUAUAAGCAACAUUAUUUAUGUAUAUUUUGAAAGUAUCCAUAUCAAUUAAACAUUACUACAUGCUCUUUACUGGAUAUAAAUGCACACAUGCUCUAGGAAAAGUUAUUUAUAUAUUUGUAAAAAUAUUAUAUAGUUAUUAUCGCGUAUUUUGAACUUGUACAAGGCUAUUUGACAAACAGAAAAAUGCAUUAAUUAAUAUAAUAAAAGAAGAAACGAAUUAGUAUAGUUACUAAUUACGGUUGAUAUCGUUAUGUGUAAAAACAGUUUAUAAAAAUUUCUGAAUAUAUAUCGUAUUAUUCGUUAACAAAGCUAUUAAUAAAAAUAUAAUUAAAAAUAU
Messenger RNA from Formica exsecta, 3571 nucleotides. RefSeq names its product eyes absent homolog 4 (gene eya). Gene Ontology annotation, cellular component: nucleus. The coding region runs from base 832 to 2418 and encodes 528 amino acids. Gene Ontology annotation, molecular function: protein tyrosine phosphatase activity. The transcript has 11 exons. The record is from RefSeq and is a predicted model, not a curated record. Gene Ontology annotation, biological process: multicellular organism development; cell differentiation; negative regulation of extrinsic apoptotic signaling pathway in absence of ligand. Lineage: Eukaryota; Metazoa; Arthropoda; Insecta; Hymenoptera; Formicidae.